Molecule: messenger RNA, 1351 nt
Organism: Macadamia integrifolia
Lineage: Eukaryota; Viridiplantae; Streptophyta; Magnoliopsida; Proteales; Proteaceae
Product: nitrile-specifier protein 5
Exons: 2
Coding region: 146-1120 (324 amino acids)
Biological process (GO): nitrile biosynthetic process
Cellular component (GO): cytosol; nucleus
Molecular function (GO): enzyme regulator activity; protein binding
Source: RefSeq, a predicted model, not a curated record
AAAAAUAAAUAAAUAAAAAGAAAUCAAAAUGGCUCUCCUAUAAAGAAGUUAAGAAGCCUCUCUCAACCAUUCAAAGCCUCUCAAACUCAUUCAGGUUUUGGUGGUGUUCUUCGGUGAAUCCUUCUUCAUCUUCUUCUUCCUCUCAAUGGCCGUCUCUCGAGGCAAGUGGAUCAAGCUGGAGCAGAAGGAGAUUGGACCCGGAGAAAGAAGUUCCCACGCCAUAGCGGUAAUAGGACAGAAGGCUUACGUGUUCGGAGGUGAGCACUCGCCACGUGUCCCAGUGGACAACAAACUCCACGUCUUCGACCUUCAAGACUUAACCUGGUCCGUUGCCGAUGUCACCGGCGAUAUUCCACCGCCACGUGUCGGUGUCACCUUGUCUGCUGUCGGUAACACCAUCUACGUCUUCGGUGGCAGGGAUGCUGACCACACAGAACUCAGUGAGCUCUAUUCUUUUGACACGUCUACCAACGAGUGGACCCUCCUGUCUAGUGGGGACAUCGGUCCCGAUCACCGGAGCUACCAUUCCAUGAUUGCCGAUGACGACCACGUGUACGUCUUCGGUGGCUGCGGUGUCGCCGGCCGGUUAAACGAUCUCUGGGCAUUCGGAAUCAAGGACCACAAGUGGGUCAAGUUUCCGGUACCGGACUCUUGCCGUGGUAGAGGUGGGCCUGGUUUGGCAGUGGUUGGUGGGAAGAUCUGGGUCGUUUAUGGAUUCGCCGGGGAAGAGAUGGACGAUGUACACUGUUUUGACUUAGUCAACGGAGAGUGGUCCCAAGUGGAGACGACUGGUGAGAAGCCCACAGCUAGGAGCGUGUUUUCAACGGCUGCGAUUGGACGAUACAUAUUUAUCUAUGGUGGAGAGGUGGACCCAAGUGAUCUGGGGCACAUGGGAGCUGGGAGGUUUACUGAUGAGGUCUACACGUUGGAUACGGAGACGAAGGUGUGGAGCAGAUGGGAUGAUGUGGCAGAUUCAAAGGAGCAUCCGGGGCCACGUGGAUGGUGUGCUUUUUCAGCAGGGACGCGAGAUGGGAAGGAGGGAUUGUUAGUGUACGGCGGAAAUUCACCAAGUAACGAUAGGCUCGGGGAUAUUUUCUUCUUUACUCCUUAUUUGGAAUGAUGCAAGUGUGGAAUUGUGUAAAGCAGCCAACGAUCUAACGGUGUGAUGAUGCGGUGGGUUUUUUUUUUUUUUUUUUGGUAAUGGUGCGUUGUAGUUUUGUACUCAAUAAAGACUUUGUUGCAAUGGAUUGUAUUUUGAGCCCACUAAAUCAGUUUUGGAUAUCUCUGUAUUUUCAGAAUGGUUCUUUUGUUCGUAACUGGACUUUUUUGCCCUCAUAGAGAGAGAGAAGGA